AUGAUGCCCGUCGUAGACGACGGGGAGGAGCCUCCUCCCCCGAUCACCAUCCUCCUCUUGCGAACGCCAGUAUCCAUGACGAAAGGCACAGAUCCAUAUCAUGACGCUUUCGGCUCGUUUUGCCUGCCAUCGUUCGCAUCCUCAGCACUCGAGUCGGGAACAUCGACGCCGCUUCCAAGCAUGUCUAUGAGCGGAAAGCCUUCUCUCGCAACCACCGCGGAACACGGCGCAAUCGAUCUCAUCCGUACGGCACUCUCCCAGCAAGCUGCUGCCAGCCACAACGCUCCAACAGAGCAUGCGCCAUCUUCUCCACCGCUACCGCUCUCAGCUACCGGCAGACGCAAGGGCAAAUUCAUACACGACCAGCCUCGUCUCAUGACGCAUCACCUCUCCUAUCCCGCCGACGCGAAUGGCAACGAGAUUGAGAUCGAGUACUGCGUCACCUCGUUUCCCAUCCUCGCUCACAAGUUUGUCAACCAGGACCUCUUGAUCGACCGCCUCUUGCAUGGCACAAAGGCUCAGGAGGAUCUGGCUCGCAGUGCAUAUCGAGGCAUGAUCGUGACAAGUCAAAGAGCCGUCGAAGCCUACAUCUCGGCUGGCGUCAAGGCGCAAGAUAUCCUCCGCUCCCAGAGCAAGACUUCUUCCAGUUCUCCUACCCAGUGGACACGGGUUCCCUUCUUUGCCGUUGGACCUGCCACCUCGUCCGCGCUUCGCACCGUGCCUCUCGCUCCAUGGCUGCGUCCUCGUCUCGUCAUGGGCGGAGAAGCGACGGGAACAGGCGAGACGCUGGCUCGCUACGUGAUUCGACACUUCUCGUCGCCCUCCAUCCUGGACCAGAACUCGGAUCUGCUUUCAGCAGAGCAGGCGCCACCCCUCCUCUAUCUCGUCGGUGACAAGAACGCUUCCACAAUACCCGACAUGCUCUCCAGCGCGUCACCACCGACUGGCCCCGUUCCUUUUGAAGAGCUGCAGGUGUACGAGACAGCACCGGAUCCGCACUUUGCCGAAGGAUGCGAAGUGCUGCUCAAAACACUCCCUUCGGUCGUAUCGAGACCGCCAAGUCGACGACCGAGUCACAGCAGCCUCAACUCUCGCAGCGGCAGCAGACGCGCGAGCAGCGGAAGCGCCGACUCGCCAGCGGAUCGCACUGUCACGGCGUCCGUGAGCUCCAACGCCAGUCGAAAGUCAAGCGCCGAUGACCUUCACUCGCGGGCAAGGAGCAGUGCCGAAUUUGGCCGCAAUGCUUCCACUUCAUCCCAUCGCUCCCAUCUCAGCCACGUUCCUUCUGUCGGCACUCCUCUGGGCGUCAGCACCAUGACCUCCACGGAGACAGCAGCCAACAAGCGCCUCGACAGCCUCGCCAUCCCUGCAGCUGCAGGUGGCUCGCCGCAGCUGAUGGCUUCUCCCGCCACGAUCGAGCCUGGUGUCAUCAAUCCUAUUGAAGAAGAGUCGGUGCUCAAGAUGCUGCGGUCCAAGGUCAACAAUGUGAGCGGCGGCAGCGGUAGCAAUAGCGGCGCGCUUCAACGCAUCGCUCGACCGGAUUGGGUGGUCUUCUUCUCGCCCAGCGGCGUCAACUAUGCGCUAGAAGAGUUCCGUCGUCGAAGGUGGAUGCCACCAGAUUUUCGGCAGCAGCAGCAAAAGGAGCAAGCGCAGGCAGAUGGACUUCAGAACAGCGUAAACACCACGGUGACCUCGCAUGCGAUUACAACGGGCAAGGGCUCAACAGGCAGCCCGCGAAAGUAUCCACGAAUCGCUGUACUCGGCAGCACCACACGCGCUUGGAUGGUGGAAAACCUGGGCAUCGAGCCGGAUGCAGUGGCUCUCAAGCCUGGUCCAAAAGAGCUCAAGGAUGCGAUCGAAGCCGUCGAGUUGCGUCUUCGAGCCAAAGCUUGA
Molecule: messenger RNA, 1893 nt
Organism: Kalmanozyma brasiliensis GHG001
Lineage: Eukaryota; Fungi; Basidiomycota; Ustilaginomycetes; Ustilaginales
Product: Tetrapyrrole biosynthesis, uroporphyrinogen III synthase
Exons: 1
Coding region: 1-1893 (630 amino acids)
Biological process (GO): uroporphyrinogen III biosynthetic process
Molecular function (GO): uroporphyrinogen-III synthase activity
Source: RefSeq, a predicted model, not a curated record